UAUUAUUAUUAUUAUUAUUAUUAUUAUAUAGCGUAUGAAAUUAUAAUGGUCCGUGAUUCUAUGUGCGAUUAUCUUACACCCUAAACACAUUAAAUACUUUACAUGUUCCAAUUUUUUAAAAAAGAACCAUUUUUAAGGAACUUGGUGUUCUUUAACAACUUAUUAAAACAUUGUUAUAAAAGCGGAAUGUAUUGUUCUAUUGUUACUCACAAGACAAGAACGUGUCGUUCCCAUAGGGAAUUUGAUGGAAUUUAUGUGACGGUAUAUAUCGUUCCACUCUAUUUGUUCCGUUGAAUUCUUUUAUAUAUCAUAACGAUAAUAUAUGCGAAAUGAUUAUCUUGAGGAAUAGUUAUUUAAUUAUGAAUACUCUGCAGUCUAAUUUAUAUUGUGCCACUUGAAAUAAUUCCGUUUUCGCUGCUACCUUAACUCUGCUAUGGAGAGCGUCCUUCAUUAUAAAAAGGAAUUGUUUUAAUGAGAAGUUUCUCAACUAAUACUUUGUAUACGAAGUAAAGUAUAAGAGAACUUUAAAGAAAUCGGAAUGACAAAACGAGUCUUGCAAAAGCCUGCGUGGAAAGAGGCAUUGGGAGCCUCAAUGAGAUCGAAAAGGCUUAAGUUAAUGCCUGAUAAAGAUAACCGCUUUUGUUGUCCUGUGGCUGAUUGUGACAGCGAGUCGUAUGGAAGUAAAAGAGGGUGUAGAAAACAUGUCUAUAACCGUCAUGGAUGGUUUUAUUAUUUCGAUAAAAGACCGAAUAUCGACGAAGUACUUCCCCACUUCAGUACGAGAAAUCGCAUAAAAGAUCCCCAAAGAAAGCGCGCCUCCACAUUUUCAAUGCCGUCUUUUGCUAAAACAUGUAAUUUGGCAGUUGCAUUUAGGACAUGGUUAAAAAGUCCAGGUGGUGGUGGUAAAGAUCAUUCUCAGGCCGAUCAAAUAACUUGUAAAGUUUUAAAGUAUGCCAAAUAUUGCUGCGAGGAUUCUCCUUCGGUAUGGGAAGUACCAUUCCCUGUUAUCGACUACUGUGUUGGCUCUAUUAAUAUGCUUUCUGAUUUCGUAGAUUUUUUGAGAGACCAAUGGAAGGUUGGCUUCUCAGGAAUAAUUGGCUACAUGAAUGCUAUUGGGCACAUGCUUGAUUACAGACGAAGCGCAGGUACGACUGAAAAAAAUUUGUCGGUAUUUGUUGCUGCAGAGAUUUAUUUGCACCGUGUUAAGAAAUUCCUCCUUCGUAAAAUGAAAGCUGAAUGGAAGUGUAUCUUAAGUGUUGAAUAUCUAAACAGUAUAGACUGUUGGGCAACACUAUAUGAUUUACAAAAGGUGAUACCAUACCAUAGUGAAAAAUAUAAACAAAUUGUGUUAAAUGCUAAAAACGCAAGUGCAUGUGUCGCAGCACACGAUUUAUCAUUUUCGACUUCCUUCAUAGUAGCUGUAUUAUUUUUAAUGGUGAAGGCUUCAAGACCCAUGACGUAUCAAACUCUUACAGUAACAAUGAUUAAAGGCGUGAAAGAGGAUGGUUUUAUAGAUCAGAAUGUCUUUAAAACUGCGGAGAAAUACGGAUUUGACUCUCUUUAUUUUUCCAUAGAUGUACUCACACUAAUAAACGAAUACAUUGACAAUGUACGACGAAGAUUGAACCCCACCAACGAUUAUCUACUAGUGUGUCGAAAUGGUAAGCAGUUGACGCGUAUUUCGGACGUAUUCGGUAGAAUUGUUUAUCAAGCAAUUGGUAAGUAUAUAAAUCCUACACGAUAUAGGCAAAUCAUCGAAACCGAAAGUGUUGCACACUUAGAAACAAAAGAACAAGCAAUUCUUUCUCAAGAUCAAAAACACACGUCGCAGGUAGCUAAAGUUCAUUACCAGAAGACUGAAUCGCGCAAUAUAGCUGCAAAAGCCAGGUUAUGUAUGGAUAAAUUACGAGAUCAAACAACGUGUACUUUAACUGUAAGCGAAAUCAAUAGUAACACCAAAAAUGUGAAAACGUCUGGAAGUACUUUGGAACACGAAACACCUGUUCAAACGAGACAGAAAAAAGUUAGUUUUAGUGCCAUGGAGGACAAGUUUUUACAAGCUGGGCUACAAAAAUAUGGCAAUGCAAAAUGGACUUCCAUUCUCGCAGAUCCUAACUACUCCUUUCAUUGUAGCCGUAAAGCUAGUACAUUGGCGGUUAGAGCGAAGACAAAACAAUUUAUAUAAGUUUAAAUUGUAUUUAUAAUAAAAAUAACUUUGUAAAUUUACAAAGAUUUUUGAAAACCAGAAUA
This is a messenger RNA of Hydractinia symbiolongicarpus, 2250 nucleotides long. RefSeq lists its product as uncharacterized. Bases 539 to 2185 code for a protein of 548 amino acids. Lineage: Eukaryota; Metazoa; Cnidaria; Hydrozoa; Anthoathecata; Hydractiniidae. The record is from RefSeq and is a predicted model, not a curated record. The transcript is spliced from 2 exons.